This is a messenger RNA of Impatiens glandulifera, 616 nucleotides long. RefSeq names its product signal peptidase complex subunit 1-like. Gene Ontology annotation, biological process: protein targeting to ER. The coding region runs from base 140 to 421 and encodes 93 amino acids. The record is from RefSeq and is a predicted model, not a curated record. Gene Ontology annotation, cellular component: endoplasmic reticulum membrane; signal peptidase complex. The transcript has 2 exons. Lineage: Eukaryota; Viridiplantae; Streptophyta; Magnoliopsida; Ericales; Balsaminaceae.
UCUUUAAGCCCAACCCACAUCUUAUUUGAAAAAGACAAGAGUCAAGAAUACAUUCACCAUUCUCUCUCUCCGCCGAAUUCGACGGCGAUCGCAUUCCGUCAGUCUUGAGAUCCUACCAGGUUGAAGCCACAAGAACUAGAUGGAUUGGCAAGGACAGAAGUUAGCAGAGCUGCUGAUGCAGGUUCUGUUGGUGGGUUUUGCAGUGGUGGCAUUUGCAGUUGGUUACUUUCAGGGUUCGUUUAAGACAAUGUUGGUGACAUAUGCUUAUGGUGUGGGAUUUACCACUUUAUUGACUGUUCCUAGCUGGCCUUUCUAUAAUCGUCAUCCUUUAAAAUGGUUGGAUCCUAGUGAAGCCGAGAAGCAUCCGAAACCAGUCAUUGGUAAUUCUGUUCCUAAGAAGAAAGCUUCAGCCAAGAAGUAAGGUAAGGCAGGUGGCUAACUUAAGUUUUAGAGUUAAAAACAGUCAGUUUUGAGUUUCCCAAAUGUAAGGACUUAUUGUUUAGCAGAAAUUUGGAUUCAUUUUGAUUGGUUUCUGGGAAAAUCAAAGCAUGGAGGAUAUUUUUGUGUCGAUUUAUCAAAACAAUUAUGAUAAUCAUAUAUAGUUAUUAUUUUGUUA